AUGUAGGCAUAUAAGGGCUGGUUCAACUGCCACGUGACAUAUAUUAUAUUCUACUCUGUUCAGCUCUAUUCGGUUAUUGUAUUUUAUUCCUUUCCUUUAUUUCAUUCCAGCUCACCUCAUUAGCGCCGCAUUUUCACAUCCCAGCCGCUGGUGAGAACGCGUGGAUUGAUUGGCCUCCUCCGCGAGGUCUCGUCAAUCCUGCUUCCUCCCACCCCCCUUCGCCUUCACCAGAUACUUACACGUCCAACUCUGCCACCGCUCCCCUCCUCCCCCUCUCUCUCCCCUGCUAGGGCUGUUCACUAAACUGCCUAGACCGCCGGUGGCUUGCUUACCUAUGUCAUGGUACGUACGAACAUCAAUCCCAUCCUUCGCGCAUGCAUAAGAUGGAAUAUGGACAAGCGACAAGGACAUGGUGAUCUGGGCUGGUAGCGUAACAAGCAACCAACUCCCCACUCCUCAUUCCCGGCCAGGCGGGCGAGCGACUUGUUACCCGGUUACUGGAACCGACAUGACAUCCACCUUAUCCUUAUCCCAACGACUUACACAUGUACGACGACGCUUGACGGGUCGCGUUACCGGUCCAGCUUCCUUCAUCAACCCAAGGUACAUACCUUUUUCGUUCCCACGUAGGUACCUAUAGACACAUCGCAUACCCAGGGGCCUACCUGUCUACCAGCAGACGCUGCCUAACUCCCAAUGUUAGGGAACAUAGGCGAGGAAGUACUAACUAGAUGUCUACCUGUGCCCACUUUAGCCCAGCGCUCGCAGUCAUCACGCAUCCUUACCCCCCGCCGCCAAGCUCUAAGCCGUGGUUGGGCAGGUGACGAGCUAGAGAGAAAUAAAAAGAGGGAGUGCGAAAAAAAAAAAAGAACCCGGUUGGGUAGCGUGCGUGAACCAACCCUCGCUGCCCGCCCUACCUUCACCCUGUCCAUGCGACAGGAGAUGCAGGCUCAGGAGCAGCAGCGGCACCACGACCUAGCGGCGGGCAGUGCGGGCUUGGGCGCGAUGGAACGACCGCCAGACCACCACCACGUCGGUGACAGCCCUGCAGCUAGCGCGGCCGAUACUACCGCUACUGCUACGGCUCCCACCGCCAUCGCCAACUACGCGUCGCCUAUACGACUCCAGCAGGACCGCACGCACCACCAUCGUCACCAGGAGGAGGAGGAGGUGGCGGUGAUGCUGACGGCAGGACAGGUCCACCACGACGACGACCAACUAGCUGCUGAACCAGCCAUCUCCACCAGUUCGCAUGGCGCGGCUAAGGGCGUAGGACGAGCACGGGAACGCGACCACGAUGACCACGUUUCCAGCGCCCAGGCCAAUGGCUGCCUCCCUGCGAGCACUGACCUCGGCGCUGCCGACGUCGCUGCUGCUGUUGCGACCAGCGACAAUACUGCCAGUAGCAGUAGCGCUUACGACGCCGCCGAGACGUACGAACAGCACCACGUGCAUAGCGUGUACGAGUCCAUCGCCACGCACUUCUCCUCAACACGCUACAAGCCCUGGCCUCUCGUCGCCUCGUUCCUCGCCUCCCUCCCUCCCGGAUCUGUCGGGCUCGACGUCGGCUGCGGUAACGGCAAGUACCUCGGCGUCAACCCCGACCUCUUCAUCAUCGGCUCCGACCGUAGCGCUAGCCUCGCGCGCCUCGCGUGCGACCGGACGCGCGCGGCCGUGACGGCAGACGGCGGCGGCGAUCGCGGUAGCAGUAGCAGUAGCAGUAAAGGCAGCAGCUGCGCCGAUGUGGUAGGCAUCGCCGACGGCCUGGCCCUGCCGUUCGGCGGGGGGCGGAGGCGCGUCGUCGACUUCGCGAUCUGCAUCGCCGUCGUGCACCACCUGUCGACGCGGGAGCGGCGCGUCGCGGCCGUGCGCGCGCUUCUCGACGGCGUCGCGCCGGGCGCCGGGCGCGUGCUGGUAUACGUCUGGGCGCUCGAGCAGGGCGGCAGCCGGCGUGGAUGGGACGAGAGCACCGCGGACCAGGACCAGCUAGUACCGUGGGUCCUCAAGUCGGGGCAACCCGGCGGCGGCAACAAGUCGAAGGGCAAGAAGAGCAGGAAGGGGAUGGAGGAGAAAACAGGAGCGGUGGCGAGCGCCGAGGGAGGCGGAGGGGGGGCGGAGAUACACGGAGACGGUGGCGGUGGCAAAGUAGACGAUACUCGUGACGACAAUACUCGUGACGACAAUCGUAGCAAUCGUAGCCCCGAGGACCGGAACGCGAGACAGCAACCCGGGGGCGCCGCAGCCGCCGCUGUCGCAGACAAGACGUAUCAGCGAUACUACCACCUCUACCGGCGAGGAGAGCUCGAGGAGGAUGUCGCGGCGGCAGGCGGCGAGGUGCUGGCCAGCGGCUACGAGAAGGACAACUGGUGGGCGGUAGCAGCGAGACCGGGGGCUGCCGCCUCGGCGGCGGUAGGAUCUGCAUAGGUAGAUGAAGAUAGAAAGAAUGGAACAAUCUUAUUAUUUUCA
This is a messenger RNA of Durotheca rogersii, 2466 nucleotides long. RefSeq names its product S-adenosyl-L-methionine-dependent methyltransferase. Gene Ontology annotation, molecular function: tRNA binding. The coding region runs from base 697 to 2424 and encodes 575 amino acids. The record is from RefSeq and is a predicted model, not a curated record. Gene Ontology annotation, biological process: tRNA wobble uridine modification. Lineage: Eukaryota; Fungi; Ascomycota; Sordariomycetes; Xylariales; Xylariaceae. The transcript has a single exon. Gene Ontology annotation, cellular component: nucleus; cytoplasm.